Molecule: messenger RNA, 1347 nt
Organism: Grosmannia clavigera kw1407
Lineage: Eukaryota; Fungi; Ascomycota; Sordariomycetes; Ophiostomatales; Ophiostomataceae
Product: methyltransferase type 12
Exons: 5
Coding region: 1-1347 (448 amino acids)
Molecular function (GO): methyltransferase activity
Source: RefSeq, a predicted model, not a curated record
AUGUCUAGCCUGCCCGAGGCGAACGAAGGGGAGACAGCCAGGGUGGGUGGAGCAGCGCAAAGAGGAAAAAUCACGAACACGGCAGCCGCAGCAGCAGAAGCAGCCGCAGCCGAGUGUCCGGGGAAGGAUGCCGGCAGCUUCGCACACCCGGCGUCGUUGGAGCCGGUCAUCAGCGACGGGGUGUCGUCCGUCUUCAGCACAGGACUGAGCGUGAGCCAAAACACGCAGCCCUCGCAGCAGCCUCUGCCUUCUUGCCUUGCGCUGACUGAGGAGACGCAGGUCGACGACGAUGCCGAUUCGGCCGUGGGCGACAUUGAAGCGCCAUCGUCGACGCAGUCCGUGCGGGCGAGCCUCUACGAGUUUGUCGAGGAGAACGGCCGGACGUUCCACAAAUACAAGCAAGGGAAAUACCUUAUGCCAAACGACGAGGUGAGUCGGCCGUUGCGGGUGCCGGGUUGUGCGACGUCGGGCUAUGCUAAUGCAGACAGAGCGAGCAAGAACGGUUGGGUGAGUGUGCGUCUUUCUGGUGUGCGUCUGCCAGCUGCUGACAGAUCUGCAGACCUGCAGCAUGCGAUUUUCCUGUUGUUGCUCAAGGGACAGCUGGCGCGGGCGCCCAUUGAUGAGCCGAAGCGGGUGUUGGAUGUGGGCACGGGAACGGGCAUCUGGGCGAUUGAGUUUGCCGCACUUCAUCCCGGCUCUGACGUGCUCGGCACCGACCUGAGCCCGAUCCAGCCGGCCUUCGUGCCGCCCAACUGCCGGUUCGAGAUUGACGAUGCCGACGACGAAUGGGCCUACAGCAGCGCGCCCUUUGACUAUGUGCACAUGCGGCUGCUCUGGCACUCCUUCUCGGACCCGCACCGCGUAUUGCGCUCAGCCCUCGACAGUCUCGCGCCCGGCGGCUAUCUCGAGUGGCAAGACUUCCAGGGCCGCUUCCGCGCCGUCGACGACAGCCUCCAGGGCCGGGCGCUCUCGCGGCUCGACGGGCUCUACGUCAAGGCCGGCGCUGCGCUCGGUCGCGACAUGAUGCUGACGCCCAAGAUCGCCGGCUUGAUGCGCGAGGUCGGCUUCGUCGACGUCGUCGAGGAGAAGUACGCCCUGCCCGGCAACACCUGGCCCAAGGGCCGCGAAGCCAAGACGCUCGGCCUCUGGCAGCAGACCAACUUCCUCGAGGGCAUGUCGGCCAUCACCAUGACCGUGCUCACCCGCGGCCUUGGCAUGUCCGUCGCCGAGGUCGAGCUGCUCCUCAUGGAGGCCCGCAAGGACGUCAAGGAUACGGCCGUCCACUUCUACAUGCCCGUUUACGUCAUCUAUGGCCGCAAACCUUUCCCGCAUGAGGUCCGGCAAUAG